AUGGCGACCACCUCAAGUACGAUUAAGGGUUAUAAUGCAGAACGUUAUUAUAUCGCUACUCAAGGGCCGAUGAGUAUCACUGAUGAAAAGCAAAGUAAUAAUCACGAUUGCACAAUCGAAGACUUUUGGACAAUGAUAUGGCAACAAAAUGUUAAUUGUGUAGUUAUGCUUACCGAAUGUAUCGGAGAACUUGAGAAAUGUGAUCAGUAUUGGCCAAAAGAAAUCGACAAAACUUGCCAAUAUGGAAAUAUAUUAAUUAGACUAGUGGAUAUAUUAGAUAAAUGCACAUACAUACAACGGAAAAUGGAGAUUGUUGUAAUUGGCCAAAAAAGAAGUAUAUAUCACUUACAGUUUAAAAACUGGCGAGAUUUUAGAGCACCACAAAACACCGAACACCUUAUAAAAUUUAUUCAAGAUAUUCACCAAUUAAAACCAAGUUUGCCGAUAGUUGUGCACUGCAGUGCUGGUGUGGGGCGAACUGGCGUACUGAUAGCUUUGGAUAUAUUAUUACAAAAAUUGAAAUAUGAAGGUGAUAUAGACAUUUUUAAAUGCAUCCGAACACUUCGUGAACAACGAUUCCGAAUGGUCCAAAGUUUUGAACAGUAUCUCAGCUUGUACCAAGCAAUCGCUUUUACCAUACAAACUGAUAUAAUUUGA
Dracunculus medinensis (Guinea worm) is the source of this 657-nucleotide messenger RNA. NCBI's taxonomy places the organism in Eukaryota, Metazoa, Nematoda, Chromadorea, Rhabditida, Dracunculidae. The record is from the annotation of a GenBank genome assembly.